Molecule: messenger RNA, 875 nt
Organism: Neltuma alba
Lineage: Eukaryota; Viridiplantae; Streptophyta; Magnoliopsida; Fabales; Fabaceae
Exons: 6
Coding region: 64-495 (143 amino acids)
Source: RefSeq, a predicted model, not a curated record
GUGUAACGAGAGAGAGACUCUUUGAGGGUUCUUGUCUGGCUCUGAUCAACAGAGGGCUCAGCCAUGGCAGCCUCCAAUCGGAGUAGCAGGGGCUCCGCUUCUUCCAAUACUAAAAACAUCCGAUGCCAUCACUGUGCGGGACCCCUUUCGAAAGAGAUGGAAACCAGUGAUUGGACCGUUUCUCCCCUCAUCAGGGAUAGCUUUUCUAUGAUUGGUUCUGCGGUUGGCGGCACGGCAAGUGCAUUUUAUGGAUUUAACCACGUUAUGCCUGUUGUUCGAAGAUGGGUGAAAGGACCCAUGUGGUUGCAUUUUCUCGUUGGUACACCACCUGUGAUUGUAUUCUCUUCAGCCUGUGCGGGUCUGACAGGUGGGGCUGUUCCCGCCAUAGCACAGCUCGUUUCUUCGUCUUACCAUGCAGCACGAUCAUCCCAGACCUUACCGCCACCUGCAAAUGAUGAUAAGCUUCACAAGUCUAGAACUUCCUCCACUCUUUAAUUCAGCAUAUACAAUGGCUUUCUUACCUCAAGCAGGCAUACUCACUGGUUGUGCAAAGAAAGCUCUGUUUUCCUCUUGUAAAUGACGCCCCUUCAGUUUUGUCCGGUUCUCCGCGAUGUAGCACUCCUGUGAGGUGCGAACCGUGUAUUGAGACCACAGAGGCUAAUCUUAUGUGGUUCAUAAGUUUUGUAACUUUUUGGGUUAAAAAUCUCGUUAUAUUUUUAUUAUCCCUCAGUUUUAUGUGAAAUUUGGCCCAUUGUUUAUACUUUUCUAGUGGCUAAUUAGAAUGUGCUAAUGGUGCAUUGUAGAGAAUUCUUCUUCCGCCAAAGAAUUAUGAUAUUUCAAUAUUAAUAUCUGCCGGGACAUGGUUGAUAAUUUGA